UGGAGGCUGAGGCGGGCAGAGGCAGCUCCGGCUCUUCCCGAGGAGGCGGCGGCGGGGACUGCAGGACAAUUAUUCUGAGUGACGGCCCUUGCACACGCUUCUGAGUGGUUAUCAUGGGCUUCAUUGCCUUUCUGAAGACCCAGUUCAUAGUUCAUCUCCUCAUUGGGUUCGUCUUUGUUGUGAGUGGACUGAUCAUUAACUUCAUUCAACUAUGCACACUAGUCCUCUGGCCCAUAAACAAGCAGUUUUAUCGCCGAGUAAACUGUCGCCUUGCCUAUUCGCUUUGGAGCCAGUUGGUAAUGCUGCUGGAAUGGUGGUCAGGCACAGAGUGCACCUUGUUCUCAGACGAGGCCACGGUGAACACCUUUGGGAAAGAACACGUCAUCAUCAUCUUGAAUCACAACUUUGAAAUCGACUUCUUGUGCGGCUGGACUAUGACAGAGCGCUUCGGAGUGCUAGGGAGUUCCAAAGUUCUUGCUAAGAGAGAGCUGCUAUAUGUGCCCCUAAUUGGCUGGACAUGGUACUUCCUUGAGAUUGUUUUCUGCAAAAGGAAAUGGGAAGAAGACAGAGAUACGGUUAUAGAAGGAUUAAAACGUUUGGCUGAUUAUCCUGAAUAUAUGUGGUUUCUCCUGUACUGUGAAGGAACUCGUUUUACAGAGACCAAACAUCGUAUCAGUAUGGAGGUAGCUGAAUCCAAGGGGCUGCCUAAACUGAAAUACCACCUGUUGCCCAGAACCAAAGGUUUCACCACUGCUGUCCAGUGUCUCAGGGGAACAGUUUCAGCAGUGUAUGAUGUAACACUAAAUUUCAGAGGAAACAAGAACCCGUCUUUAUUAGGAAUUCUUUAUGGAAAGAAAUAUGAAGCAGAUAUGUGUGUAAGGAGAUUUCCUCUGGAAGAUAUCCCUCAAGAUGAAAAGGAAGCUGCAAACUGGCUUCAUAAGCUUUACCAGGAAAAGGAUGCUUUGCAAGAGAUGUAUAAUCAGGAAGGCAUAUUUCCUGGCCAGCAGUUUAAACCUCCUAGGAGACCAUGGACUCUCCUCAACUUUCUUUUUUGGGCCACAGUUCUCCUCUCUCCUCUCUUCACAUUUGGCUUUGGAGUUUUUGCAAGUGGAUCACCUCUCCUUAUCCUUGCAUUCCUGGGACUUGUUGGAGCAGCUUCCUUUGGAGUUCGUAGACUGAUAGGAGUAACUGAAAUAGAAAAAGGCUCCAGCUAUGGCAACCAAGAAUUCAAGAAAAAGGAAUAACUGACAGCUGCAGUUCACCACUUAUAACCAGACUAUGGUAUCCGAUUAACUUCAGCUAAAAAACAACAACAAACACUUAGAAACUAUCUUUUUCUUAAUAACUGAUGACUAAUAUUAAUGAAUAAAACUUGAGCCAAGAAUGAAGAAGUUGGAGGCAUCAACUGAAGAGAACGCAUCAACUUUCUGCCUGUUUAAGGAUUACUGUAGUCAAACUAUGGGAGAAAAUCUGGG
This is a messenger RNA of Gymnogyps californianus (California condor), 1475 nucleotides long. It is a transcript of the gene AGPAT3, whose product is annotated as 1-acylglycerol-3-phosphate O-acyltransferase 3. Gene Ontology annotation, molecular function: 1-acylglycerol-3-phosphate O-acyltransferase activity. The transcript is spliced from 9 exons. Bases 114 to 1244 code for a protein of 376 amino acids. Lineage: Eukaryota; Metazoa; Chordata; Aves; Accipitriformes; Cathartidae. Gene Ontology annotation, cellular component: endomembrane system; endoplasmic reticulum. The record is from RefSeq and is a predicted model, not a curated record.